UUGUGUUAAAAUUACAGAUUUCGGUUUAGCAAAACUGUUAGAUAUAAACGAAGACGAGUACAAAGCGGCUGGAGGCAAAAUGCCCAUCAAAUGGUUAGCGUUGGAAUGCAUUCAGCAUAGGAUAUUUACGCACAAGAGUGACGUUUGAGCUUUCGGUGUCACGAUAUGGGAAAUACUAAGCUAUGGCGCUCGCCCAUACGAGAACAUAUCGGCACGGAAUGUGCCAGAAUUAAUUGAAAAUGGCCUGAAAUUACCACAACCGGGCAUAUGCACGUUGGACAUUUACUGCAUAAUGGUCUCAUGUUGGAUGUUGGACGCCGACAGUAGACCGACAUUCAAGCAGCUGGCUGACACCUUUGCGGAAAUGGCGAGAGAUCCGGGCAGAUAUCUCGUUAUUCCAGGAGAUAAAUUCAUGCGUCUCCCGUCCUACUCUACUCAGGAUGAGAAGGAGUUAAUAAGGAACUUAUCCUCAGCCAUGGAAGGUCCCGAACCACUCGUUGAAGCAGACGAAUAUCUGCAACCCAAGUUCCAAACGGUUCCUGGUACCGCUACUACGUCAGUAGUCAGUGUCGGGAUAGAGACACAAACGAGCUCUCUUAAACCGUGCACAUCAUCUUCGUGGGCUAACAAUGUCACAAGCCCAGAUGGCGUGACCACAGACGGUUCCAACAAACCUGAAACGUGGGACCACGAGUUGCUAAGAUACAACCAAACCAACCCAGAUGGCUCAGAACUACGACACUACUACAACCACGGCGUAUGUGCCUCAGACAGCUCCAGCUCAAGGUAUUGCAGCGACCCUAUGAAGGUCCGCGCGGAGUGCACUUUAGAAGCUAACUUCGACGCCAUGUCGAAAGCUAAAGAAGCACAAGUGGGGAACCUGAAGUUGAAUUUGCCACUGGACGAGGACGAUUAUUUGAUGCCUUCGCCACAGCACAAUCAGAACGCAUCGACGUAUAUGGACUUGAUAGGGGAGGGCGGGGAAAUUGAGGAAGGUCAAGACGAGAAGGAGUUGCGUUAUAGCAGUUUCGUGGGACCGAAGCGGUGUGUGGAUAACCCGGAGUACUUGAUGUCGGAGGAGAACGUGCCGGCGCAGACUCUGGGUAUCCCUACGGAGCCGGUGCCCCUGGAGUCGCUGUGCGUGAGCGAGGGCAGCGGGAGCGAGAGCACGCCGCGGCCCGGCACCAGCAAGUACUAGGGCAUGCAAACCGGUUAACCGGAUAACCGAAAAACCGGAUAACCGACACAAUUUGGAACUCGGUUUUUGUCAGUUAUAAAUCCGGGUUUUUCGGUUUUUCU
Messenger RNA from Ostrinia nubilalis (European corn borer), 1299 nucleotides. Its product is annotated as epidermal growth factor receptor-like. The transcript has a single exon. The record is from RefSeq and is a predicted model, not a curated record. Lineage: Eukaryota; Metazoa; Arthropoda; Insecta; Lepidoptera; Crambidae. The coding region runs from base 293 to 1198 and encodes 301 amino acids.